AGUGGCAGAAGAGGAAAGUGCUGCUAAGACCAUGAUGUCCCUGGGUGUCGCUAAAGGAGGGCUGAUCCUGCCCACGGACGAGGAUCGCCGCAGGAUCAUCCGGCAGAUGAAGGUUCGCACCACCCUGCGGGGGGACAAGAGCUGGAUCCAGCACCACAACUCCGACUCGGAUGAGGAGAAGAGCAGCCCCCUGUCUGGACAGGCUGGUAGAGGAUCCCCAGCCCCCAAACCUGCUGCUCCCCAGCAGGACAGGUCCUCUGCCUCCAAGCCCCAGUCCGGAUACCUCAUCAGGGGGGUGUUCACCAGGACCAUCGAUAAAAGCUCGUCCACGACGGAUUCUUCACCUUCCAGCCAAGCACAGAAAAAGUACGAGUGUGUCCCCCUGUCCCCUCCUGAAAAGGAGGCAGAUGCUGCCCUCCAGCUGAGCAGCAUUCCCUGCAAUCAGCCACUUCCCUGA
Lonchura striata (white-rumped munia) is the source of this 457-nucleotide messenger RNA. Lineage: Eukaryota; Metazoa; Chordata; Aves; Passeriformes; Estrildidae. The record is from RefSeq and is a predicted model, not a curated record.